UUUUUUUUGUUUCUUUUCCUUACUGUCAAAACCAAAAUGGAACCCUUUACGCCUUUUCAACAGUGGGAAAUAGCCUUUAUUUAUUCUUUUGCUUGUACUUUUAAUAAGCAACACGAUAUUGCACCUAACUUUUUUAAACUACCCGACUUUACACCUGAAGAACUAGAACAAGAACUAAGAAAAGAAGAGAGUGAAUUAGUUCAUGGUAUUAUUUGUGCUUGUUUAGGCAACACAUUGAACCGUAAAAAUCCUGUGGAGUCUUAUAAAAUGGCACUACAACAACUUGUUCAAGAUAAAAUAAAAGCAUAUGAAAUUGAUUUUGAAUCCAAUCCCCUCGUCAAACAACCCUUUAGUACAUUGUCAAUCGAUAUCAAGUUGUCUAUAUUACGUUCAUUAGUAGAAUGGCAGUUACAAGACAGUCAGGCAGUCAAAAACAUCAUUGAAUUUUGUUACAAUAAUACGCCUAGAAAUCAAAUUAAUCCCAUCAAAGCACGUCCUAUAGGUACUGAUAGUAAGAAACGAGCUUAUUGGCAAUUUGGAGCAUCAUGUUGGAUUUGGCGUGAAAAAAUCAAUACAAAAAAACUAAACGAAUGGGAAACUGUCUGUAGAGAUCGUCAAGAAUUAGAAGCACUUGUAGAAACACUAUCAGAGACUAAACAUCGAUCUGAGAAAGCAUUGGCCAAAUGGAUCAAAGAGACUUUGUACCAAAUAGCAGAUGAAGAAGAGCGGAGAAAGUUGCGUAAAGAAAGAGCAGAACUUCGAAAGGCAAUUCCAGUAGAAAUCAAUAUUACACCUACACAACUUAGAUCAAGAGGCAACCGACAAAAGCGUGUACAUUAUAAUUAUGAUGAUAUCUAUGAAGAAAUGGACAAUGAUAGGUCUUCUGAUUUUGAAGAAGAAGAAGACAUAGAGGAAAUCACUCGGAAAAGUAAACGAUUACGUGUGGAUACAAAACCACCUACAAGAUGGAGUAGUCGCCUUAAUAGAGAACCAACAAAUGAACAGAAUGAUAUAGCCAGUGUCUAUUAAAC
This is a messenger RNA of Gilbertella persicaria, 1031 nucleotides long. RefSeq lists its product as uncharacterized. Bases 37 to 1029 code for a protein of 330 amino acids. The transcript has 5 exons. The record is from RefSeq and is a predicted model, not a curated record. Lineage: Eukaryota; Fungi; Mucoromycota; Mucoromycetes; Mucorales; Choanephoraceae.